UGUUAAGUGUGUUCAACGAAAUUAUGCGGAGUUCCUAAAAGUUCUUUUAAAAAUGCAUUCAAAUAACCUUAAAACUUACAUAAAAGCCAUAAAAGCAAGAUAAAUGUGAAUAAAUAGGAAAUUUUCGUGAAAAACUAAAAUUUUCCAGAUGAAUGCUACAAAACUGGAAGAAAUUGUAUCAUUUCUCGCAGAGUAUCAAUGGAUUUACAAGAAUUCCAACACAAAGUUCAUCAAAGCAGGAGUUUUGGAUGAUUUCCCUGGUGAUUGGGGAGAGAGUCUGCUUAAAUUGUCCCACGAGGAGUUGAAUAACAUCCCAUUUGGUCAGAUUCCAGAGUCCCUGAAUGAGAAUCUCAAGGGAUUCCUCAGAAAAAUUGCUGAACUAUCGAUUUGUGUGCCUUCUGUUGAUUUCCAUGAAUCCCAAUCUUUGAAAUCAAUUAAGGGAAUCAAUCCCAAGAAGCUUCAAGAAAUAUCAAGUCUCUCCAGACAAAUUCACAAGAUCUGCCAGGAGAGGGAGAUUAACUACUUGGUGGAUUUGGGAUGUGGAUUGGGAUAUUUGUGCCAGAUGUUGUUUGAAAAAUUCAAUUAUAAAAUCCUUGGGCUUGAGUGUGAUCCUGAAAGGGUUAAAACAGCUAAAUUGCGCCAGGACAAAUUAUUCCCAUCUUCUAGGGAGUCUGUAAAGUUCCUGACACAUUUUAUCACAGAAUCUUCUUGGGAAUUCAUAAGGCAGGAACUUUCAAAAGCUUUCCAGAUUGAUCCGGAUAGGGUAUCAUUGGGUCUGGUGGGGCUUCAUGCCUGUGGGGACCUUACAGUAACGUCCAUGAGGAUUUUUGCCAUCACUGAGGCCAUUAGGGCAGCUAUUGUGAUGCCCUGCUGCUAUCAUAAGAUGUCCAUUGGGGAAAUUGGUGACAAACCCGUGAAUUUUCCACUCAGCCAGCGGCUGAUGGGCAGUUUUGGGAGGAUUCCCAGGGGAGAUGGUAUGGCAUGCAGACCCUUUUUGAGGCUCGCGUGUCAACAACCGGCGUCCAGGUGGAAGAAAAUGACGGAGGAGGAGCACAAAAUUCAUGGGAAAAAUAUGUUUCAGCGAGCAUUGCUCGAUGCUCUGGUGGAGGAAGAUCAAGAGGUUCAUCGGGUAAGAAAAUCCUCCGAAAGGGUUAACAAUGGCUUUGAUGGUGCAAUUUCUGGCUUUGAAAUUCGAGAAGUCACCACAAAUACAGCGAUUCCGUGGAACAAUGAGCACAGAUCAAAGUGGAAGAUUCUCUGUGAUAAAUAUCCGAAUGGUGGGGAAUUUUCAGAAUAUCUCACACUCCUCCAGACCACAAUUCAGGAAACAUGUGAGAACAUCAUCCUCCUCGACAGAAAGCUCUACGUGGAAGAACUCUCAUCUGCAUUCCAGUGCACAGUUGUGAAGAUUCUGGAUGCAGAUACUUCACCAAGGUGUACAGUACUUACUGCAACGAAAAGUUAAUUGACUGAAAUAUUGCAGAAACUUGAAUAAAGCUUUAGAUUUGAAA
Phlebotomus papatasi is the source of this 1511-nucleotide messenger RNA. Its product is annotated as methyltransferase-like protein 25B. Lineage: Eukaryota; Metazoa; Arthropoda; Insecta; Diptera; Psychodidae. The record is from RefSeq and is a predicted model, not a curated record. The transcript is spliced from 5 exons. Bases 149 to 1465 code for a protein of 438 amino acids.